Molecule: messenger RNA, 351 nt
Organism: Cooperia oncophora
Lineage: Eukaryota; Metazoa; Nematoda; Chromadorea; Rhabditida; Trichostrongylidae
Source: the annotation of a GenBank genome assembly
AUGCCACUAUUUGCUGAUCAGAAGAUCAAUGCGAUGCGAGCACAACGAUUUGGAAUAGCCAGGGUACUGGACAAACUCAGACUCACUCCAGAAAUUGUCCACGAAGCUAUCGCUGAUGUGCUUGAGAAUGAGAAUUUUACAAUACGGGCUCGAAAACUCUCCAUGAUGCUGACUGACAAACCAACAACUCGACCAUACUCAUCUCUCAGUUAUAUCUUGAAGUUAGCCACAAGCGAUGCAAAGUAUUAUACACUUCGAGCCGCUCAGCGCUUGACAUUCUUUGCUUUCUACAACUUGGACGUGGUCGCCACCCUAGGACUUGCUGUCACUGUGUUAUCAAUAAACGUUUGA